AUGAAAAGUCAGAUCAUUGGCAGAGAGCUUCCUCCUCAGAUCCUGACAGCUGAUGGAUUAGUGUACAGGAAAACAACCGGAUCAACUGUCAUACUUAAAUGCAGAACAUCUGGUUCCCUGAGACCCAAGGUGGACUGGGAAAUUUUUGACUCUAGUCCAGCUGUGUUCAAUGCUAAAAUGUCUCAGAUGGCCAAUGGAAAUCUUCAAAUCAGCAAUGUGAGUCAGAAGGAGAGUGGCAUUUACACAUGUUCAAUGAGAGACAGUAACGUGACCAUUAGCGCCAUACUUGAAGUCUUCAACAGAACAAAAAUUGUGACUCCUCCCCAACACCUGCGUGUCGUUUGUGGAAAUUAUGCUAUUUUACAAUGCAAAUAUAGCGUGGACCACAAGUUAAAACAUCUCACUCUUCAGUGGAAGAAGGACGGACAUAAGAUUGCGGCAUCUGUUAAUGACGAAAAGUACACUGAAUUUCCUAAUGGCUCUCUGAAGGUGACAGAUGUACAGAUUCAGGAUUCAGGAGAAUACGGUUGUGAGAUCAUUACUGAACUAGAUUCAGAUGAUGCCAGCGGCUCCAUCACAGUGCAGGAUAAACCAGGUGCUCCUCUUUUUGUGGAGAUGUCUGAAAAGAGGGAGCGAAGCGUUACUCUGACCUGGACAGCCGGCGAUGAAAACAACAGCCCUGUUUUUGAAUAUAUUAUAGAGAUGAAGGAGGAGCAGUGUACAGAUGCAAGCACAUGGAGGGAAUAUGAGAAAGUUCAUCAAGACAUCAAACACAUUGAGAUUCAUCUGCAGCCGUUCUGCAAGUAUCAUUUCCGGGUCAGAGCUGUGAAUGAGAUUGGAAACAGUGAACCCAGUUCUGAAUCUGAAUCCUACAUCACCCCUGCUGCCAGUAAGAUCAUCUGAACAUACUCACUAUAAUGUGCUUCGUAUGGAUGAACAAACAUCUUUUGUUUUAGGCUACUUACAAUCAAUAGCAAAUGAUUAUAAAUUAGGAAUUAAGGUAACACUUUAAAAUAACUUUCAUUAGUAAGUCAUUAAUAAACAUUAGUUAAUGUUUAACUGAACAUUAGUUUCAAUUUUUUCACAUAUCUAGAAAUAUGAGAUAAUGUGAUUUUUAAUGUUUCCUGUAACAACGCUGGGUUGGAAGGACGACAGAGACGAGGGAGAUCCAAUGAACAAACAAACUUAAGGAACAUACAGGCAAUGGAUCUUAACAAAAAAACAUCAUAACAUUAUGUAGACCGGGCAACGGGUAGGGGAAAUCAAAGGAUCAUAUACUGGAGCUGAUGAGGGUGAUUGCUGGCAGGUGAGGAUGAUUAAGAUGAGGAGCAGGUGCGGGAGAAUGAGGGAUUCUGGGAACUGGAGGCCAUGAGGAGAUGAUGAGAGAAAACAAAGGGAAAACAGGCAGGCAGACAGACUGGGAUCGUGACAUUUACUAAUUGUUUAAUAUAACUUUACAUAAUGAAUAGCAGAUCAUUAGAUAAUGUAUAUUAAAAUGCUUACAAAUUUUAUUACCUUUUCAAUUUACAUUGUACUGUAAUUAAAAGAUCUACAAAUGACUAAAAUAUAUGGCAUUUAAUUACUAACCCCUUAUUUGUUAAUGUAUGUUUGAAUGUCAAUACACUUUGAUUCAUAUGUUCUCUAAUGCAUUUUACAUUUACAAAAGGUAUACAAUAUAAAAUAUUAUUGGUAAUUGCAGUUAGUUUAGGCACUAUUCAUGUUAACAAAUUAUUCAUUAACUUAUUCAUUAACAAAGGUCUGUAUAUGUUACACAGUUAUUUAUUGUAGUGUAUAAGCAUACUUUUACUAUUUACCCAACUUUACAAAUCAUGUAUUGUUUGUUCAUAUUCUACAGUACUCAAUCUAACGUUGAAACU
This is a messenger RNA of Paramisgurnus dabryanus, 1877 nucleotides long. The record is from RefSeq and is a predicted model, not a curated record. NCBI's taxonomy places the organism in Eukaryota, Metazoa, Chordata, Actinopteri, Cypriniformes, Cobitidae.